Messenger RNA from Gopherus flavomarginatus (Mexican gopher tortoise), 1060 nucleotides. RefSeq names its product ring finger protein 138 (gene RNF138). Lineage: Eukaryota; Metazoa; Chordata; Testudines; Testudinidae. The transcript is spliced from 8 exons. The coding region runs from base 220 to 963 and encodes 247 amino acids. The record is from RefSeq and is a predicted model, not a curated record.
CCGGAGGGGGGAGGGCGCUUCCUGCUGCCAUUCGGGCCCGGUAGAGAGACGGAAACAGAGCGGGGGGGGGGGGGAAGAGACCGAUCCCCUCCCGGUGCCAGCCCCCUUCCCCAUUGGCCACCGCAGCCUUCCUGCAGCUCUGGCCCUGGUUCGUCGGAGCACGCUCUGCCCCAGCCGCCCGCAUCAGCGCCCCCUCGCAAGCGGUCAAGACUCACUGCCAUGGCCGAGGAACCUGCCACUAUUUGUUUCAAUGAAGAGGAUUUUUACUGCCCCGUGUGCCAGGAGGUGUUCAAAACGCCUGUGAGGACAGUAACCUGCCAACACGUCUUCUGCAGGAAAUGUUUCCUGACAGCAAUCAGAGAAAGUGGAACACAUUGUCCUCUAUGCCGUGGAACUGUGACUAAAAAAGAAAGAUCAUGUCCCAAAAGGGCUCUGGAUGUUGAAAACAACAUGAAGAAGCUUUCUGGGUGUUGUAGAUGCUGUGAAAAACAGGUUAGGUUUUCUCGCAUGAGACACCAUUAUAAAACAUGUAAGAAGUAUCAGGAUGAAUAUGGUGUUCCUUCUAUUGUUCCAAACUUUCAGAUUUCCCAAGAUUCAACAGGGAACAGUAAUAGGAGUGAUACAUCUACAUUUGAUAACGGAGAGAUGGCUAAUCUUCAGACACUUCAGGGAGAUGCAAGUGCGCAUCCCACAUUCAAGUGCCCCCUGUGUCAGGAAACCAACUUUACCCGGCAACACCUACUGGAUCAUUGUAACAAUAGACACCUUUAUCAGAUAGUUCCUGUCAUUUGUCCAAUUUGUGUGUCUCUUCCAUGGGCAGAUCCCAGGCAGGUUACUAGAAAUCUUGUUAGCCAUCUAAAUCUAAGACACCAGUUUGACUAUGGAGAAUUUGUGAAUCUUCAGCUUGAUGAAGAAACCCAGUACCAAAAUGCUGUUGAAGAAUCUUGUCAUGUGGCUAUUUAAAGUGUAGGUCCUCUGCAUCUUACUGCACUCUGAGGGAAAAGCUACAUGAAUCCAAUCAGUAAUCUGAAAUGUAUAUUAAUAAAAAGGGAAUUCAGUA